Linum tenue is the source of this 2336-nucleotide messenger RNA. Lineage: Eukaryota; Viridiplantae; Streptophyta; Magnoliopsida; Malpighiales; Linaceae. The record is from the annotation of a GenBank genome assembly.
CAGCUGCUAAUUAACUUGACCCUCUGCCCAUCUAUUGAUUCAUUUCUUGUCUUCCUCGCUACUGUUUCGCCCAACUCCCUGCACUCUCCCCCCACUCUUUUUGCCUGUGGGGCUGCUUCCCUCUCUUUAACUGUUAACAGAAACUCGUGAAGCAAGAAACAGAAAGAGAAGAGAGAGAGCGAGAGAGCAACACGACAAAUUCAAUACCCACACGGCAACCCGCCACAGAGAUCUAACGGGAACUUGAAUUCUGAAUUCUCUCUCUUGUCUCCGGUCAAGAAAUGAGGGAACCGACAAUGAUCGACGGCAACAGCAAUGCCUCCUCCUCGCCAUUACCGCCUCCACCGCAGGCUUUGCUCGAGCGCCUCAAGGACUACGGCCAGGAAGAUGUUUUCGCGCUCUGGGAAGAGCUCUCCGCCGACGAACGCGACUUCCUCGUCAAGGACAUCGAGGGUCUAGAUCUUCCGAGGCUGGAUCGGAUAAUCCGAUGUUCACUUCGAUCUCAGGCUCUGCCAGUAGCCGCCAUUGAGCCGGUGCCAGAGAACAGUGUGUCUACGGUAGAGGAGAGGUCGAUGGAAGAUAGAGAGCGGUGGUGGAAGAUGGGAUUAAAAGCAAUCUCUGGCGGGAAGUUGGCCGUUCUGCUUUUAUCCGGCGGUCAGGGAACACGGCUUGGAAGUUCUGAUCCAAAAGGAUGUUUCAACAUUGGACUUCCAUCUGGGAAGUCUCUUUUUCAACUUCAAGCUGAGAGAAUUCUGUGCGUCCAAAGGUUAGCUGCUCAAGCUGCUACUGAAGGUUCAGGAGGCUCAGCACAAAUUCAUUGGUACAUAAUGACGAGUCCAUUCACUGAUGAGCCCACUCGGAAAUAUUUUGAAAGCCACAAGUACUUUGGCCUUGAAGCAGAUCAAGUAAGAGAAUUGGUCACCUUCUUCCAGCAAGGCACCAUACCUUCUGUUUCGACUGAUGGUAGAUUUAUCAUGGAGACUCCAUUCAAGGUGUCCAAGGCCCCAGAUGGGAAUGGAGGGGUAUAUUCAGCUCUUAAAUCAUCAAGAUUGCUGGAAGAUAUGGCAUCAAGAGGGAUUAAAUAUGUUGACUGCUAUGGAGUUGAUAAUGCAUUGGUCCGUGUUGCUGACCCAACUUUUGUCGGAUAUUUCAUGGAUAAAGGAGUCUCUGCUGCCGCAAAAGUUGUUCGCAAGGCUUAUCCCCAAGAAAAGGUGGGUGUAUUUGUGAGGCGAGGGAAAGGUGGACCUCUUACUGUGGUUGAGUACAGCGAGUUGGAUCAGUCAUUAGCUUCAGCAGUGAACCAGCAAACUGGACGCCUUCGUUUUUGUUGGAGUAAUGUAUGUCUGCACAUGUUCUCUUUGGAUUUUCUUAAUCAAGUUGCUAAUGGCCUCGAGAAAGAUAGCACUUACCAUCUUGCAGAGAAAAAGAUCCCAUCAAUUCAUGGAUUCACAAUGGGAUAUAAACUUGAGCAAUUCAUAUUUGAUGCAUUUCCAUAUGCUCCUUCAACUGCUCUUUUCGAGGUGCUGCGUGAAGAAGAGUUUGCGCCAGUGAAAAAUGCGAACGGCUCAAAUUUCGAUACUCCAGACAGUGCCAGGCUUCUCGUGCUUCGACUUCACACUCGUUGGGUUGUCGCUGCAGGGGGCUUUUUAACGCAUUCAGUACCCUUAUACGCUACUGGCGUGGAGGUAUCGCCCCUUUGUUCUUAUGCCGGCGAAAAUCUAGAAGCAAUCUGCCGUGGAAGGACAUUUCACGCACCUUGCGAGAUUUCGUUCUAGUGGUAGUUCGCUGUAUGUUGAGUUUGCAGUUGCGCUCGACUCGUCAUGAUUGAAACGAGAGAGGAGGUGUGUUACUUGCAUAUUCGCGUGCUCUUUUGUAUUGCAUAGAUGAUGAGUGGGGAAAUGUAUGCUCGGGUCGGUGUGUGUACAAGUUUGGGAUGUUGGUAUAUGUUUUUUUGGCUUUUGAGUGCUGUGAUUUUUCAGUGUAUAUUUUGAGGAAAACCGUCACGGAACAAAGUUACUGUUUUGUUCAUGCCUGCAAUUUUUUCUCGAUGUAGUUUUGAGGCUAUUCGAAUACUUCAAUAAAAAUGAUGAGGUUUCAGGUUUUCUUGUUGUAGAAGCUUUGUAUUAUAUGGAAGGUUGUCAACCUACGGCUUGGCCCGCUUUGAUCCUGAUACGGUGAGAAAAACGGGUCGUACACAUCCGUCGGGUUGAUAAGCUGCAAGGUAUUGAAUUGGAGGUCAAACGACAUAAUUUUUCCUUUGGUCUGUGAAAUGCACCUGCUUUACUGUUUUUCUUUUCGCUUAACCCAAUAUUAGGAAUUCUAAGUUGAACAUUGAU